CGGUAUCAUCCAACUCACUCGCUCGCUCGCUCACUCUCACCAAUUAAUUGGCUGAUUUGGGUUGUUGUCAUUUUGAUUAAAGUUGUCAAUAUUUUUCUCGCUCGUGAAAGUUUAUUUCGUAUUUAGAAAUGACGGACCAAGUAGUGGACAUUUCGGCUGAACAGCUGUACUGCAUUGUGCGGUGUCCGGUCUGUUUGGUCGUCCCCUUCGGCCCGAUAAGGACUUGUCAGAAUGGCCACGGAUUGUGUGAGGAGUGUACGUCUCAAAUCAACAAGAAGUGUCCCAUGUGUCGCUGCUGGUUUGGGGGUGUGGCUCGGAACGUGGUCCAGGAGCAGAUCAUUGCAAACGCCAAGUUUUUCUGCCCCUUGGAAUGUGGCGUGAAGCUGUCCGGCAGGGAGAUGCCGGCUCACUUGAAGACCUGCCCUUCAAAGGAGGACAAGUAAAUUAUUAACAUAAUUUAAAAUUUAUAUUUCUUCAUAAAGCUUUACCGAAAAUAUAUAAACGUUUGUACUCGUUGUAAA
Messenger RNA from Folsomia candida, 521 nucleotides. RefSeq names its product E3 ubiquitin-protein ligase SINAT5. The record is from RefSeq and is a predicted model, not a curated record. Lineage: Eukaryota; Metazoa; Arthropoda; Collembola; Entomobryomorpha; Isotomidae. Gene Ontology annotation, molecular function: ubiquitin protein ligase activity; ubiquitin conjugating enzyme binding. Bases 129 to 443 code for a protein of 104 amino acids. The transcript has 5 exons. Gene Ontology annotation, biological process: multicellular organism development; proteasome-mediated ubiquitin-dependent protein catabolic process. Gene Ontology annotation, cellular component: cytoplasm.